Ctenocephalides felis (cat flea) is the source of this 2035-nucleotide messenger RNA. RefSeq names its product modular serine protease-like. NCBI's taxonomy places the organism in Eukaryota, Metazoa, Arthropoda, Insecta, Siphonaptera, Pulicidae. The record is from RefSeq and is a predicted model, not a curated record. The transcript is spliced from 13 exons. The coding region runs from base 89 to 2035 and encodes 648 amino acids. Gene Ontology annotation, biological process: proteolysis; acrosome reaction. Gene Ontology annotation, molecular function: protein binding; serine-type endopeptidase activity.
CAAAUGCAUUUGGAUAAAUAGAACUUGAUAUUAUUGUCUGGUGCUGGAUAUCGAAUCGAACAUUUUUAUUUGAACUGUGCUAUGAAGAAUGAAUUACAUUUGGAUAACAUUGCUGAUCGCCACAUUCAAACAUUACGCUGAGUCCCUUUCAUUGGUCGAUGAAAUUUCAAACGGAACCUUAUCACGACUACGAAGACAAGAACCCUGUCCGCUCAAUAGGUGGCCUUGCGGGGGAGGCAGCAAUCAAUGUAUAGACAACUACGAGGUUUGUGACGGAAGAAUUAAUUGCAGAAAUCGGGCUGAUGAAACGGCAGCAGUUUGCAGCAACAUACGUUGUCCAAGUUAUGCCCAUCGAUGCGCUUAUGGUGCAUGUGUGAGGAACGAUGUGCGCUGCAAUGGGGUGCAGGACUGUGCAGAUGGUUCGGACGAAACUUUACCCGAAUGCAAUAAUGCCAAUGUUCCGGGUGUGGUCAACACUCCUUCAUCAGGAUGCAAACGCAGUGAGUUUAGAUGUAAAAACGGUCAAUGCAUUUCUCGAACCAUGACAUGCGAUGGCAGUCCCGAUUGUACAGAUGCUUCCGAUGAAACUAGUGAAGAAUGUUCUUCAGCCCAGUGUUAUCCUUACGUCUACCGAUGUGAUUACGGUGCUUGUGUAUCAAUGGAAUCUAAAUGCAAUGGCAUCAGAGAAUGUUACGAUGGGUCAGAUGAAGAUCCGCGAAUUUGUGGAGGUUCACGUCCAGUUUACCAAACGACGUCAACUACUACUGCUCGGCCUACAUCUUCUGGUGGAGAUAACGGAGGAUGCACUGUUCCAGACACGGCAAACGUUAUUACUACGAAUGCUAAAACCGAUCAAGUAAUUUCAAGAAAUCAAAAAGUUUCAUUAUAUACUGUUGCUAAAUUUCGUUGUCGCGGAGAACUGGUCAAUGGUGGUGCAAGUAUGGCAACAUGCUAUGAAAAUGGUUGGGAUUCAUUGCCGGAGUGCACAAAGUCCUGCAAUCUGCAUGAUAGGUCUGAAACGUAUGAAUUGGAAUGCUAUUUAAAUGAGCGGAAAAUCAACUGCACCAAUAAUGUAGUGCCAGCUGGUACAAUCGUAAAGACGAAAUGUAUAGAUGGAUAUAAAGUUAAUGCACCAUACACUGAAAAGACCUGCUUGAGUAAUGGACACUUUGACAUAGCAAACUUUUAUCCUUGUGUUCCAAUCUGCGGUUUACCAAUUCCAAAAGGAGUACCAUAUAUUGUUAAUGGAUUUGUUUCCAAAACUGGUGAAUUUCCGUGGCAUGCAGCUAUUUACUGGAAGGAAAAUAAAUUAGAACAAAAACAAAUAUGUGGUGGAUCUAUUAUCAAUGCAGUUACGAUAUUAUCUGCGGCUCACUGUUUCUACAUUACUGAAGAUGGAAGAGAGACACAACUUUCAAAAGAAAAUUAUGCCGUAGGUGUUGGCAAAAUCAAUCGAUUCUAUAACGCCAAUGAACGGCAAGCACAAUUUAGUGAAAUCGCUCAAUUAAUUGUACACUCAAGUUAUCAAGGCGUGCUUCAGAAUUAUGCUCAUGACAUAGCUAUUUUAAAACUUGAAACACCCAUCAGGUUUAGUAUGUACGUUGCUCCUGUCUGCAUGGAUUGGGAUGUAUCCGCUUAUGAAGUUGCCGACGGUGAUAUGGGAAAGGUUGCUGGUUGGGGCUUGACUGAGGAGCACGGUGAACCAAGCGAAUGGUUGCAAUGGAUAACAUUGCCAAAAGUGUCAAAGGAAGAUUGCUUGAGGGAAUCACCACACGACUUCCAACCUUUUAUUGUCGAUGACAAAUUUUGCGCAGGAUAUUUAAAUGGUUCAAGUGUUUGUCGAGGCGAUAGUGGAGGCGGACUUAGUUUCCAGGUUCAGGAUAAAGGAAAACUUUACUACUUUUUAAAAGGAAUUGUUUCUGUAGGACCAAACUCUAAUGGUACUUGUAAUUCUCACAAGUAUACUGCAUUUACUAGUAUUAAGAAAAAUAUACCUUGGCUCAAGUCGCAGAAAGCGAACCUAGGAUUACAAUGA